AACUAGUUAUGAGGUGUCGUAUACAUUAGACGUUUUGAUAUAAUUUUAAUAAUUUCUGCUAUUAAUUAUUAUACGAAAUGGAUAUUGGAGAUCCACAAAUUGGUCGGCUGCGUGUGACAGAUGAAGUAGGAUUAAAAUGUCAAAAAUUAUUUCAAGACUUCCUCGAAGAAUUUAAGGAAGAUGGUACGACUAAGUAUACAGAAGCAGCUAAGGAAUUAAUAAGUCCAGAACGAAGUACUUUAGAAGUAUCUUUUGAUGAUAUUGAUGCAUAUAAUCAAGCAUUGUCUACGACAAUAGUUGAGGAAUAUUACAGAGUAUAUCCAUUCCUUUGUCAGGCUGUAUCCAAUUUUGUAAAAGAUACAGGAGAACUGAACAAAGAUAAAGAAUGUUAUGUGAGUUUCACCGAUGUUCCAACAAGACAAAAGCUUAGAGAAUUGAAUACUUCUAAGCUAGGUACUCUCAUUCGUAUAUCUGGACAAGUAGUUAGAACGCAUCCUGUUCAUCCAGAAUUAGUAUUAGGCACUUUUAUAUGUAUGGAUUGCAAUGGUUGCAUUAAAAAUAUAAAACAACAGUUUAAGUUUACAAAUCCAACAAUUUGUCACAAUCCUGUCUGCAGUAAUAGACGUCGUUUUAUGUUAGAUGUAGACAAUUCCAUAUUCAUAGACUUUCAAAAAGUAAGAAUUCAGGAAACACAAGCAGAACUGCCUAGAGGAUGCAUUCCACGCUCUCUUGAAGUUAUUUUAAGAGCAGAAACAGUAGAAAGCGUACAAGCUGGUGAUAGAUAUGAUUUUACUGGUACAUUAAUAGUAGUACCGGAUGUAGGUGCAUUGGCUUUACCUGGUGUAAAAUCAGAGCCUGGAUCAAGACAUAAACAGGGUGACCAAGAUGAGGGUAUAACAGGACUUAAAGCACUUGGUGUCAGAGAUUUAACAUACAAAAUUGCCUUUCUUGCUUGUAGUAUUACAGCAACUAGUCUUAGGUUUGGUGGAACUGAAAUGGUAAUGGAAGAAAUAUCUCAAGAAAUGAUGAAGAAGCAAAUGACUGAGGCAGAAUGGAAUCGUAUAUACGAAAUGAGCCGUGAUAAAAAUCUUUAUCAAAAUUUAUCAACCAGCAUGUUUCCUGCAAUACAUGGUAAUGAUGAAAUUAAGAAGGGAAUAACGUUAAUGCUUUUUGGAGGAGUUGCAAAGACCACAGAGGAAGGAACAUCAUUAAGAGGAGAUGUCAAUUGCUGUAUAGUAGGAGAUCCAAGUACUGCCAAAUCACAGUUCCUUAAAAAUGUUACUGAUAUGUCUCCUAGGGCAGUUUAUACAUCUGGAAAAGCAUCCAGUGCUGCUGGUUUAACUGCUGCUGUAGUUAGAGAUGAAGAAUCUGGCGAAUUUGUUAUAGAAGCUGGAGCUUUAAUGCUUGCUGAUCAUGGUAUUUGUUGUAUAGAUGAAUUUGAUAAAAUGGAUCCUAGAGAUCAAGUAGCUAUACACGAAGCUAUGGAACAGCAAACAAUUUCGUUGGCUAAGGCAGGUGUGAGAGCAACUCUAAAUGCUCGAACGUCUAUACUGGCAGCGGCUAAUCCUAUCGGUGGACGGUACGAUAGGAAAAGAUCAUUGCAACAAAAUAUUCUACUUACAGCACCUAUUAUGUCAAGAUUCGAUCUUUUCUUUAUUGUAGUAGAUGAAUGCAACGAGAUAGUAGAUAAUGCUAUUGCCAAAAGAAUCGUAGAUUUACAUUGUGACAAUAUACAAGAUAUCGAGGUGAUAUACACGCAAUCAGAGAUUAUAAGAUACAUAAACUUUGCGAAAUAUUUCAAGCCUGUUUUAAGUCAGGAAGCUGCAGAACUGUUAGUGGAGUGUUACACAACAAUGAGACAAAGAACGGGUAGCGGUUCGGGAAAAUGGAAAGUUACAGUGAGACAAUUAGAGAGCAUGGUCAGAUUAUCAGAAGCAUUAGCUAAGCUUGAGUGUGUGGACGAAGUUACUGUAAAGCAUAUUAAAGAAGCGAAACGUUUGUUGAACAAAAGUAUUGUCACGGUUGAACAGCCAGAUAUUGAUUUGGAAGACGUAGACAACGAAGAAAAAUUAGGCGUAAGAAUAGACGAUCCACCACCACUCAUGGCUGCACUGAAUGAAGUCGAUAUGGAUGACAAGAUGCCUACUCCUCCAACUGACGAACCACAAGAAGUACAAAAGAAGAAACUCACCAUGUCGUUCGAAGAGUAUAAAAAUUUGUCAAAUAUGUUAAUCCUUUAUAUGCGAAGCGAAGAAACUCGUGCCGAAAAUGAAGACGAUGCAAAAGGAGGCGGUAUACGUAAGUCCGAUUUGGUUGUGUGGUAUCUCGAUCAAAUACAAGAUCAAAUAGAUUCUGAAGAGGAAUUGUUAGAACGAAAAAAUUUCAUCGAGAAGAUUGUUGACAGAUUAACUUAUCAUGACCAAAUUAUAAUACCUCUUACUACAAGAGAUUUAAAAAGCAAAGGCAAAGGAGAUGCGGAAGAAGAGGAAGAUCCUUUAUUAGUGGUACAUCCUAACUAUGUCUUAGAUACGUAAUAUUUUUUUCAAUUCACAGCUAUAAUCCCAUAAAAAUCGAAGUUUGCAGAAUAUUUUUAUACUUUCGUCAUAUUUUGUAAUACACCCAAAGAUAAUUUGUAUAAACAAAAGAAAAAAAGAAGAAGAAAUAUAUAAAUCGAUCAAUUUUCAAUUA
Messenger RNA from Vespa crabro (European hornet), 2688 nucleotides. RefSeq names its product DNA replication licensing factor Mcm6 (gene Mcm6). NCBI's taxonomy places the organism in Eukaryota, Metazoa, Arthropoda, Insecta, Hymenoptera, Vespidae. Gene Ontology annotation, cellular component: nucleus; MCM complex. Gene Ontology annotation, molecular function: single-stranded DNA binding; ATP binding; single-stranded 3'-5' DNA helicase activity. The coding region runs from base 78 to 2534 and encodes 818 amino acids. Gene Ontology annotation, biological process: double-strand break repair via break-induced replication; mitotic DNA replication; DNA replication initiation. The record is from RefSeq and is a predicted model, not a curated record. The transcript is spliced from 11 exons.